Molecule: messenger RNA, 552 nt
Organism: Pogoniulus pusillus (Red-fronted tinkerbird)
Lineage: Eukaryota; Metazoa; Chordata; Aves; Piciformes; Lybiidae
Product: protein disulfide-isomerase TMX3-like
Exons: 3
Coding region: 134-394 (86 amino acids)
Biological process (GO): peptidyl-cysteine oxidation
Cellular component (GO): endoplasmic reticulum; cell surface
Molecular function (GO): protein disulfide isomerase activity
Source: RefSeq, a predicted model, not a curated record
GCUGGACUGUGGCCAUGUGGAAUGUUUUGGGUUGUGCUUUUGCCUUUGCAUGCUGAAAGACUUCCUGUGUUACCUUAGUAGUACGUUUCAUGUGCAAGGUUCCUGUCUGUGAUCUCUUGCUGCUGGGGAAGUCAUGAGCUACCUGUGGGGGUGUGAAAUGCACGAGCUGACCAUCCGUACUACCGUCGUCUUGAAUGCCUCCAACCAGCAGUGUUUGCUGCCAGACAGACACCUUGAGAAGACAGAGGACAUGGUUAAGUUCAUGAAGGAUAUCUUGGAUGGUGCUGCUGAAGCACAGGCUGGUGAUGAUGGACUUCUGCAACGAAGCAAGAGAGUCAUCUAUGAGGCCAAGGCUGCUGUAAUGGUAGAGUUCAUUGCUUAUUCAGUGAGGUGAUGCUCUUGUCAGUCAAGAAGGACUUAGUUGCAGAGGCUUUAGAAAUGCUUUGAUGUAAGCUUGUUGCCAUGCUGUGCCUAGUGUAUCUAUUGUCACUAUUUAGAACUAGGCUUAAACCAAAUGAACUUCUUGAAUAAAACAGCCAAUCAUGUCUGCCA